ACGUCACUCUCAUGCGACUUCCUUAUGAGACAUCGAAAGUGUGGAGUUUGAACGAGUGGCUGAAAAACAAAUGUUUCAGCUUUAUUUAAACCUCAAAGUUAACCUCACGUAGUCAGUUUUAACUCAGGUUUUGUUAUUCACUAAAAAUACCAACAAACUCAGACUUUUAGAACAAACUAAGAGUCAGAUCAGCAGAAACAAAAACAAGGAAAUGUCUGCUGUAACUGCGUCGCUUUGCUCGACUUUGCUGUUUGUCGGUUUCGUCGUGUUUGUCUCUGCAGACCAGAAAAUUAUCACAGCUCAGCCUGGACAGAAAAGCGUCACUCUUCCAUGUCGAGCUCCAAACAACAGCAGCACCAUCACUGGUGUAGAGUGGAGCAGAGCUGACCUGGCAGAUGAAUAUGUGCUUUUGUACCGGGAUGAGCUGUUUGAUCCAGACAACCAGCAUCCAUCUUUUAAGAACCGGGUGGAUCUGCAGGACAGACAGAUGAAGGAUGGAGACCUGUCUUUGAUUCUGAAGAACGUGAUGAUUAAUGACACUGGAACAUACGAGUGUGAGGCCUUCAUGAGAGGAACAAAUGUGAAGAAGAGAGCUAAUGUAGGUGGUGAUCCCAUCAGCAUCGUCACACUGAAAGUUCUUCCUCCAGACCAGAAAAACAUCACAGUUAAGCCUGGACAGAAUGUCAUGCUACCAUGUCGAGCUCCAAACAAUAGCAGCAGCAUCAUCGCUGUGGAGUGGAGCAGAGCUGACCUGGUAGAUGAAUAUGUGCUUUUGUACCGGGAUGAGCAUAUUGUUCCAGAACAACAGCAUCCAUCUUUUAAGAACCGGGUGGAUCUGCAGGACAGACAGAUGAAGGAUGGAGACGUGUCUUUGAUUCUGAAGAACGUGAUGAUUAAUGACACUGGAACAUACAAGUGUCAGGUCUUCAUGAGAGGAACAAACAUGAGGAAGAGAGCUAAUCUGAAGACUGACCCCAUCAGCAUCAUCACACUGAGAGUUGAUCCUCCAGGAGGAUCUGUUGGACUGAUCGUCGGUCUCAUACUUUCUGCUGUGCUUCUUGUUGCUGCUGUUGUUGGUUUUCUGGUCUACAGAAAACAUAAACAACAGAACCGAGAUUUUAACUAGCAUCCUGAUGAACAUCAGCAAGUUUGAAAUGUCUCAGAGCUUCUUACAUGAUGAUGCUGGGUAAGAGAAGCCUUCAUUUGCCCAUACAGGCAAAAACACAGAAGUAAGUCUGACUGAAGAAAUAUAAACACCAGAGUCUAAGUGAAAUACCAUAAGUUUGCUUCAUUCCAAAGGCUCCACAGCACGUUGUGUCUGCUGUCCUAACUGUUCUGCAAGUAAGAAGGAAUUAAAAAAGCUAAUGAAACAAUUAUUAAAAAUUGCAGGUUAAAAAUAAAUAACGUUCUCCAGCAUCUGUGGGAGGAUCCCAAGAAAUUAGACCCAAAAUGAUCCAGGAAGGGUCAAAGAUAUUUUUUUUAAACAUCAGGCAGAGAACUUAGACAAGAUACUAAAUAAUGUUGUAAAAAGUGUUGAAACCUUCGCCUUAACUGAAUUUUUAUGCUUUUUUUGUUUUGUUUUUUACAUUUAUUUUAGUCUCAUUACAUGCAACACUGAGUAUUUUUCGCUUAUGAUGUAAUGAGAAUUGUAAAUUUAUAUGAUUAUUAUUAUUGUUAUUAUCGCAGCUGGAUCUAGAGUAGGAGCUAGUAGCUAGUCUGGAGCUAGUUUAUUGGUAAGACUAGACACCUUUGGAGUAGGAGUCCCACACUAUAUCCAAUAAGGGUCCUGGCUAGACCCCCCAUGCUAAAACAAUGCCACGGCUGCGUCUGCAGUCAGUCUGCAGCUCGGACACAAGCAUUUCACUACAUGUUGUACUGUGUAUGUGACAAUUAGAAUUUGAAUUUACAUUUGAUUGUAUGUUUGGUCUCAGGCAGCUAAAUGAGUUUGUAAGGAAAAUGAAUAUCUGUUAACAUGUUAUACUCUUUACAUUUCUGUGGGACAGACAUGAGUUUCCAUUUUCAAAAAAUUAAGACAUCUUCAAAUAAAUACAAAUAUAUUUCAAUGUUUUCCUUAACAACAUAUUCUAUUUCUCAUUGAACUUGUUUGAAGCUAAAUUUAAUUUCAGUUGACAUCAGGAAUUUACUUUAUUUAUGGUUUGUUUCCCCACAGUAUUCAUGAGUUCGGUGCCUAGUGUGUUACAUGUUAAACCUCUGUUUGUAAAGUCAGACUUGUUCUGUGAGGUUUGAACCAAAUGAACUGAUCCUCAUGUGCAGAUCAGCUGUUACAUAAUUACAGACACUAACCGAUCAAUAAUCAAUCUGAUGGUGUUCAUUUGGCAACUAUAACUGAAUGAAUGUUCUGACAGUGUCAUGAAACCAAAGAUAGAAAUGAUUUCUGUAACAGUCAGAUGUUUCCUCUGAUCUGUGAAGAUUUAUUGAACUUUUCAUUACAUGAACACUUGUGUUGUUUGUUCUCUGGUUGUUACUUCAGUGGAAAUAUUUCAAGAGCUAAUAAAUUUUUUACAUAAAUUA
Messenger RNA from Oreochromis niloticus (Nile tilapia), 2532 nucleotides. RefSeq lists its product as uncharacterized. Gene Ontology annotation, biological process: positive regulation of T cell proliferation; T cell costimulation; negative regulation of T cell proliferation. The coding region runs from base 212 to 1126 and encodes 304 amino acids. Lineage: Eukaryota; Metazoa; Chordata; Actinopteri; Cichliformes; Cichlidae. The record is from RefSeq and is a predicted model, not a curated record. Gene Ontology annotation, cellular component: external side of plasma membrane. The transcript is spliced from 4 exons.